UUUGUAUGUAUAGGUCUAAUUAAAAAUGAACUGGUCAGCUUUUUCAUUUGUAACACAUUCACACAUAGUGUUGAUGAAUAUAUGCAGUUGUUACUGUAAUCUAAAUGUGGACGACAUUCAUUUACUUUUUACAAGGCCAAGUCCAACUAAAACACUACUUGUGCAAGACACCGAUUUUUAACGAGUUACCUAAAUAGACUUUACUACAAUAUGUUAUUAAACAAUUUUCAAUCUGAAAUCGCGUGUUCAUGUGGAGGAGCGUUAAAAAGUGACGUUGUGCCGUCGGACCGGAGUUAUAAUAAUGUUAUACAACUUUGCAAAGAGCUGUGGGGUCUGCCCACUUCAUGUCACGAUGAUGAAGACUGAUGCUGAGAUGUGUGGACUGCCUUCCCCCACAGACAGACAGAGCGAUGAAACAAAUCAACGCGCCUAUAAAUAGAACCUUAUUGUCAUUCUGACUGCUGUUAUCUGACUGCCAGAGCAGAGACGGACCCGCUCAUCAUCCAUUGCAGAAGAAAUACACUUUUUAUUCUUUCAUUCCACACACUCUUCACAGUAAACAUGCCUAGCAAGAGAAAGAAGAACAAGCGCCGAAUGAGAAAAGUGCAGGCCCAGAGAAAGGCUUUGGAGGAGAGGUUUGUCUCCUCUGGAAAGGGAACCCCAGGAGUGUGUGCUGUCCCUGCCCCAGUUCCUGCACAAGUUCCAGUUUCUAAAAUCUCAGAGUGUCCCAUUGCGGUUCCAAUUCCCCUGGCAAUGAUUGCUCCCAUUGACGUUCCUGCUGAAGUUCCUCCUGCAGAACCAGUAAUGGUAGAAGCCCCAGUCACGGAUGCCAUCAAAGACGAAAUGAUGAAAGCUGCAGAGGACCUAAGACAAACCCCAGUGGAACCCUCUGCAAAAGAGCUAGAUUCGACUGAGGAAGGUGACAGUGUUGCCAUUCCAGUAUCAGAGGUCACAUCAUCUAUAGAUGAGCCGGUGUCAAUCCCUGCAGAAUCUGAGACGCAUGUUGUAGCUCAGCCUGUUGAGACGGCUGGCACUGAGUGUGAAGGUGAGCUUCCUGCUGAGGAUCCUGUGGUAGAGGUACCAGUGCCAGAGGAGAUGGUGACUACAGCUGAAACUGUUGCUGAAGUUGAAACUGUGACAGAAACAGUAGUAACUGAAGUUGAGCCUGUUGCUGACGCCGCAUUGGAAGUUGUUGGGGUCGUGGGAGAGCCUGACUUUGAAGCCGAAGCCAUAACUGUUGAAAAAGAGCCUUCUGAAGUCCACAAAGUUGCAGAAGUCACGGAGGAUGUACAUGAAGAGCAUGAACCAGGAAAGUUUCCAGUGGAAGCUGCAGUACCUACAGAAGCUUUAGUGGAACCAGUGCCUGAGCAGCAGCAGCCGGUCCUACUGGAGGAACCCACGCCUUCAGUUGAGUCCACUAGUGACCCCAUCACUGGAGAAUUUGUUGAUACUAAGACAGUAGCUGUUGACACAACUGCUGCGGAGGAACAGAUUCCUGAAACAGCAACAGAUGCCUCCGAGGUUCAGUCAGAGACACUGUCAGAAACAAUUUCUGCUCCCGAGCCACUGUCUGUGCCUGUUGCAAAGGAUAUUAUGCAAGCUCAAGAUGAAUUAAUGGCACAAAUAGAAACUGAAACUAUGAAGGUCUUGGCAGUGGCUGGUGGCCUAACUGUGGAUGCCAUAAAUGGAUGUCUGGGAGCUACCGAAGUUGCAAUUGAAGGUUAAAGUGCCUGUGUUUCAUAUGAUAUAAAGGGAUGACUGAAACAUGAAACAUUGCAGAAAGUGCCUUUCUGUGCUGAUUCUCACCUAAACUAUGACAAGGAUGUGUGCCUGUUCUUCGCUAGUGAAGUUUUUCUGAGAUUUUCUGAAUUUACUUCAGUUUCCAUAUGCAUGUACGGUAGAUCUGAUGGUGUUAAACAUUGCAUAUGUAGUAAAGUAAAAUGGAGGGCUGCAAAUGUAUUUGUUUUUACUUGGACCAUUUUGUAAUGUGGAAUGAAUACUUGUUGUAUUUGAUAAAAUUAUUUGGAGUGGAGUGUUUCAGAGCACAAUUUCAUACUAUACCAUCACCAGAUCUUCUGUGUCCCCCUCAACCAUCCACAUGUGCCUUUUUCCAAAUUAUAAAUAAAGGAAGUUUGAGGAUAA
This is a messenger RNA of Cyprinus carpio (common carp), 2142 nucleotides long. RefSeq lists its product as uncharacterized. The record is from RefSeq and is a predicted model, not a curated record. NCBI's taxonomy places the organism in Eukaryota, Metazoa, Chordata, Actinopteri, Cypriniformes, Cyprinidae.